Aspergillus vadensis CBS 113365 is the source of this 6003-nucleotide messenger RNA. RefSeq names its product MCM-domain-containing protein. Gene Ontology annotation, biological process: mitotic DNA replication initiation; DNA replication; double-strand break repair via break-induced replication. The transcript is spliced from 14 exons. The record is from RefSeq and is a predicted model, not a curated record. Gene Ontology annotation, cellular component: nucleus; MCM complex. Bases 1 to 6003 code for a protein of 2000 amino acids. Lineage: Eukaryota; Fungi; Ascomycota; Eurotiomycetes; Eurotiales; Aspergillaceae. Gene Ontology annotation, molecular function: ATP binding; single-stranded DNA binding; ATP hydrolysis activity.
AUGCUUGACGAAUCUGCUGAAAUAAUUGCCGAUGAGGACCGCGACACUGCCAAGACCGAACUUAGGGCAUUAUUGGAUAAGGAGGAGAUCGAAGAUUCCGAUAAAUUAUGGAGCCUUUUCUCAAAGGCUGGUCACCCUCUCGACCUGACUUCUGCAUUGCUGGCGAGACUAGGCAGCUCUGAUCCCAGGCGACUUCUCAACUCCCUGUCUAUCGAGUCCCGAACUUCUGAGGAUUAUCUGCACAUGACCAAGUCAUGUAUUACCACAGGGAAUCUUUCGGAUGUGGAUGGGAUAUGUCAGGAAGCAAUCUCCUACAACCGUGGCUUUGUGAACUCUGAACAAUGGGAUUAUGUGCAAGAUAUUUGGAGAUCGAGGCCGUUGGGCGACAAGUCGCUGUGGCACACUGUCGCCCCUUGGCUACAGGUGUCUACCGUGCAUAAGCCUUUGUUAGCACUUGCUGAUUACUUACAAGAUCAGAGUCUCAACAGUCCAGUACGUCUUGCUGCUCGCUUCAUACUCAAUAAUGUAUUCUCUAGCACGGAGUUUGCCGAAGCUACUGCGACGGAGACCCUUCUAGCACUACUGCAAAAGUUCAACCAUCUGGACUUGAUCACUUCGCGGAAUUAUCUUGAUCUUAUCAACACCCUUCAAGAAUCAGAGCACCGAUCGACGUUUGUUCGAUCUAUCGUGGUUUAUCGGAAUUUCCGUUGGCAGAUGGAGGAAGAAACUCCACCCCGAAAGCUUCUGGCUAAGCUGUUGAAGCGUCUCGCUUCUUUCGAGAUCACGACCGGUAUCUUAUACUUCCUCGAUGAGAUUUCCCACUUCCAUCGCAAACCGACAGAGGACGUCUACAGGCAGGCGCUUAUUGUUUUUUCGAGAGCCGGUGAUGUGGAUAAUGUCCGGCAUGUAUUCGACAGAUUCCUUUCGGACCACGGAAAGCCGCGAAGCCGCAAACUUGUGGCUCCGCUUCUCUAUGUCUACGCCAGAAUUGGCGAUGUUGAACAGACCACGCGUCAGUUCCGAAGAAUUUCGGAGGAGUUUAACCUUCAACCGAAUGACAUAUGUUGGAACAUCCUGCUCACAGCUUAUUCCAAAGCGGGAGAUCUUUCAGGGACCUUCACCAUGUUCAAGAAGAUGAUGGAAGAGGGUGUUGAGCCCAGCUCGCACACCUUUGGUAUAAUGAUGGGUCUGUGUGCUAACCGAGGCGAUGUCACUCAUGUCCGUGAUCUGCUCAGUCUAGCCCAACAACAUAACGUGCAGAUAACCGCCCCCAUGAUUGACACAGUUGUGGAGGCUUAUUGCAAUAAUUCGGAGUGGGAGAUGGCUGAGCACGUUGCGGAGACUUGCCUCGGCCUCGACGUCAAGGGUUCUCGCGUAAGAAUGUGGAAUAUCUUGCUAUGGAAUUAUGCUUUCCGGAUGGAUCUGGAAGCUAUAUCAAGGAUACGUUCGCGGAUGGAUGCCUCAGGACUGGAGCCCGAUGAUAUGACCUAUUCUGCUCUCAUGCUCAGUCUUGUGCUUAUAGGCCAGACGGAUUCUGCCCGUCGCAUCCUGAGGGCGCUCCACCGAGGCCGCCGGGUUUACGCCACUGAAUUCCACUACGCAGUCAUCCUGUAUGGCUAUCUGAAGGACCGCAAUCGGGACAUGGUGCACAUCAUUUUCCGCGAAAUCAAAGACAGAUUCAACCAGCCGGGACUUGGCUCGAGGCUCCUUGUGCUCAAGAGUCAGAUCCAGCGAGAUUUGCAACUUUUGGCACAGGGUGGUCAAGUCGGCAACCACGCAAAUGUUCGUCUCGAAAACUCUGAGAAAUUUCUCGCAGAGACUCUAGCAGAUUACCACUCUACCAAGUUGGCGACGAAGUACCCGUUGCUGGGUUCUGGUAGGAUGUCUGCGAGGAAGGGAUUCCCUGCUGUUUAUUACGAAUAUAUGAUUUCUGCCUAUGGUAUGAAGGGGGCUUAUCUGUCGGCUCGGAGGCUUUUCGAUGACUAUACCGCUAGUCAUCCACCCAAAGACUCUGACGAAGAGAAUUACCAUGACAUCGCGCCUCUUCGUUUGCUGUCUGCUCUGAUGCUCGCGCAUUUGAAGGCUGAACAGUACCAACAGGUGGAAGAAUGCUGGAACCUGGCUUUCACUCGCGCAUUGAAGAUAGCUAGUCCCACUUCUCCUGAGAUUGAUGAGUGGCUUAGUCGUCAACUCAACCCAGCUACGACAAAGAAGGACCCGAUUCUACCGGCGUACCGCUUCAUGCUAUCUCGCCCUCUUUCACUGUAUCUGCGUUCUUUGGCUUAUGGAAACGAGGUUUCGAAGAUCUCCGAGGUCAUAGCAAAGUAUGUGGAGGCAGGCUUCUCCAUGACAACCUUCAAUUGGUCCACCUUUGUGCAGAUGCUUGCGUCCUCCGACAGGUUGUCUGAUCAGAUUGAAGCUUUCACUGUCUUUGAACAUAAGUUCAUGCCCAACUUCCCUGGGUGGGAUAAUCUUCGUCGAGGAUAUGGUGCACGACCUCCGGGUGUGCCUUCAACCAUUGAUGCGAUGGAGAACCCUAAACGGGCAAAGCCACCUAAUGUAUUGGGCAAACUGGGCCGGCGCUAUUGGAGCAAGAUCCAACCGGACUUCAUGCAGCCCACAUACGUGUCCAUGGUAUAUCUGGCUGCUGCAUUGAGACGACUUCGCGAACGGAGCAUUCACGAGGGAGGCACGGAUCUUCAGGCUAUAUACGAUGCGGCGCCUAAGACGAUCGCAGCAGUUGCUAGACUUCCUUACCUCCGUGAGAAGUUCCAGGGUGAGAAAGGCGAGAUGGUUGAUGAACUUGGACGCGGUAUUCUUGGUGUUGGCGGCCUGACUAGGUCUAAGUCGCGGAAAGAGCCGACUGCUGAAAAGGCGGGGCAAGACAGCAGCAAUAUUCGAGUCGAAGCACAAGACGCCACUUCGGAGCCAACUGAUAAGCCUCCAAUCAAUGUUGGUAUUUCCGAGUUGGACGAUGAUGAGCAAGAUUCCGAUGUUGCACCCUCGCCGUUCAGGAAGACCCUCGACUACCCCGAUGAAUAUGACAUGGAGGCCGAGAUGCUGCUCGAGGAGAGAGACAAGGAACUCGGAACGAAGGAGGAAUUGAUGGAUGAUGAAAGUCUCGUGGAAGAUGAUGAGGAUGAUUUCGACGAUCUGGAGGAGGACAUGGAGGAGGACAUGGAGGAGGACAUGGAGGUCGAAGAAGAAGAAGAAGAAGGAGAAAACGAAGAAGAGGAAGAAGAAUGGUCACUGAGACUUCCUGUAUUCUUCAUCAACUCAUCGCUCAGAUCUCUCACUGUCCUUGCCUCAUUCUUUCCAGCACUUAUCACCAGGUAUGGAAGCGUCACUUCCAAUGUACUGAUUAAGAAACACUCUUUAGUGUGCAUGAACCUCCUGCAACUUACUUGUCUCCUCAUAAUCGACCUCUGUGCUCUGUAUCACCGCUACACCGACGGAGAAUGGUCAAGCUCAGCAAGUUUGACGACGCCGCACAGGAUCGAGUGCGUGCCGCCGUCGAGUUUCUUGACCCCAGUUAGCAUCGAUGAGAUCCGAGCGCAUAACCGUGAGAUGGCCGAUGGCCUUCUCACGUCGCCAUAUGAAUACUCCGAUGCCUUCGAAAAGGCCCUUAAAGAGAUUAUCAAGACUUUGCCGAAUAGGCCAUCGAGGGAAACGGGAGACGAUGUGAACUACCAUUGUGGCUUUGUUGGCGCAUUCGGAGAAUAUUCCUGUAACCCUAGGACGCUCGGUUCCUCACACCUGAACCGAAUGAUCUCCCUGGAGGGUAUUGUCACAAAAUGCUCCUUGGUCCGACCCAAGAUCAUUCAGAGUGUGCAUUGGAGCGAGCGCGGUCAGAAGUUCCUUACAAGAAAGUACAUCGAUGCGACAAUGACCGCUAGUGGUGCCACGAGCAUGAGCAUCUACCCCCAGGAAGAUGAGGACAAGAAUCCGGUAUGUUCAUCUAAUACAAGAGCCCCGGCUGGCCAGCUGCCUCGGAGUGUGGAUGUGAUUGUUGACGAUGAUCUGGUUGACCGCGCUAAGCCCGGAGACAGAAUCCAGUUGGUCGGAGUUUACCGCUCUCUGGGUAACAGAAACGCUUCGUCUACGUCUGCUACAUUCCGCACGCUUGUCCUUGCGAAUAACAUUAUCCAACUGUCUUCAAAGUCCGGUGGAGGAAUCGCACAGGCCACCAUUACCGACACCGACAUCCGCAACAUCAAUAAGGUCUCCAAGAAGAAGGGCGUUUUUGAACUCUUGUCGCACUCGCUCGCACCCAGUAUCUACGGACAUGAUUACAUCAAGAAGGCCAUCCUGCUCAUGCUGCUCGGUGGUAUGGAGAAGAACCUGGACAACGGCACUCAUUUGCGUGGUGAUAUCAACAUUCUCAUGGUCGGUGACCCUUCGACCGCCAAGUCUCAACUGCUUCGUUUCGUUUUGAACACCGCCCCGCUUGCGAUUGCCACGACAGGUCGAGGAUCUUCCGGUGUCGGUCUUACGGCUGCCGUCACGUCUGACAAGGAAACUGGCGAGCGGAGACUUGAAGCUGGUGCCAUGGUUCUGGGUGAUCGCGGUGUGGUCUGUAUUGAUGAGUUCGACAAGAUGAGCGAUGUUGAUCGUGUGGCUAUCCACGAAGUCAUGGAGCAGCAGACCGUCACCAUUGCGAAGGCCGGUAUUCACACGAGCUUGAACGCCCGGUGCAGUGUCCUGGCCGCCGCCAAUCCGAUCUACGGACAAUACGACCCCCACAAAGACCCCCACAAGAACAUUGCCCUUCCGGAUUCUCUAUUGUCGCGUUUCGAUUUGCUCUUCGUCGUGACCGAUGACAUUGAGGAUUCCAGGGACAGAAUGGUGUCAGAGCACGUCCUCCGUAUGCACCGCUACCGCCAGCCCGGCACUGAGGAGGGUGCGCCUGUCCGCGAACAGCUUCACCAAACUCUUGGUGUCGGCCUCGAGGAUACGCAGGACUCGAACCAGCCUACAGAUGUUUACGAGAAGUUCAAUGUCAUGCUUCACGCCGGCAUGGCCCACAUGAGCCGUUCCAAGAGCAAGAACAUUGAAAUCUUGAGCAUUCCCUUCAUCAAAAAAUACAUUCAGUACGCCAAGUCUCGUGUCAAGCCCGUCUUGACCAAGGGUGCCGCCGACCACAUUGUCGCAACAUAUUCCGCUCUGAGAAACGACGAACUGUCUGGUAACCAACGCAGAACAUCGCCCAUUACUGCUCGUACCUUGGAAACCUUGAUCCGUCUAUCCACGGCCCACGCCAAGUCACGCCUCUCGAACAGAGUCGAGGAGCGCGAUGCCAAGGUCGCAGAGUCUAUCCUCCGGUUCGCCAUGUUCAAGGAAAUCGUUGAAGAUGAGCGCCGCAAGAGGAGAAAGGUCGCUUCGUUUGACGAAGAUUCAGACAGUAGCGACUCUGACUCUGACGACGAUAACACUCCUGCGCAAACAUCCAGCGCCACCCCCAGAUCAUCCAGGAGAGGCGGUCUCCGAUCCCGUGCAGCCAACGCUCGUUCGGCCACCAACGAGGACACAGAGAUGGAUGCGGACGGAGAUGCUGUCUCCGAGGAUGGCGAUGGCUUGUACAAUUCUAGUCCCCGCGGUCAACGACUCCGCUCUAGCCAAACAUCCCGCACACAGACACAAACACAAAGCCAGUCCCGGAUGUCUGUGGCUUCAUCUCGACCCGCGUCACAGCUGGUCGAGUCCCAGACAGACAACUCGCAGUCGCAGAAUACGACUGCUUCAUCUGAGCCGAUCCAGCCCGCUCGCUUGACGGUCUUCAGGCAAGCACUGGGUCCUCUGAUGGGCACACGACUGUUCACCCACGGUGACACCGCCGACGUCGAAUCGCUUAUCGGAGCUGUGAACACUGCGCUGCGCAGCACGCCUUCCCUCGGCGAAUCGCACGUCUUCCAGCGCGGGGAAGCUAUCCAGGCCCUGAGGGCUAUGAACGAGAGGAACGAAUUAAUGUACCUUGAGGAUGACGAAACCGUCUACAGAAUCUAA